GAAGUUCCGGCCUGCUCCAGUCAGCCAGGGCAGCCAGGUCGCAGGUGACAAGGAUAAGACAGCCGCCCUCAGAAAGAACUGUCAUCCUGAAGCUGUAGAGGGGCCAUCUCCCUGGCUCUGGGUCACAGUCCUCAGGAUGAAGUGGGCAAUGCUGCGGACGCUCAUUACGUUGGUGCUGGGAAUGCACUACCGGUGUGCCUUAGGUUUCCCGGUGUACGACUUCGAUCCUUCCUCCCUGCAGGAAGCCCUCAAGGCCUCAGUGGCAAAGGUGAACUCUCAAUCCCUGAGUCCUUACCUGUUUCAGGAGACCCGGAGCUCCCUGAAAAGAGUCAAUGUCCUGGAUGAAGACACCUUGGUCAUGAACUUGGAGUUCAGUGUUCAGGAAACUACAUGCCUGAGAGACUCUGGUGAUCCCUCCUCCUGUACAUUCCGAAGGGGCUACUAUGUGCCGACAGCUGCUUGCAGGAGCACCGUGCAGAUGUCCAAGGGACAGGUGCAGGAUGUGUGGGCUCACUGCCGCUGGGCCUCCGCAUCUGAUUCCAACAGCAGCGAGGAGAUGAUGUUUGGGGACAUGGCAAGAUCCUAUAGACGGAGAAAUGAUUAUCUGCUUGGUUUUCUUUCUGAUGAGUCCAGAAGCGAACGAUUCCAGGACCAGUCACUCGAGAUGGUGAGAAGAGGACAUCCUCUUGCAUAUAGAAGAUUCCAGAACCUCCAUCACAGAGCAAGAAUAAAUUCUGGCUUCGAGUGACAUCCUGGAGAAUCCGUGACAGGAAGAGAAGCAGAAGCAGCCAUGAAGAAAGGCGUGUGGCAAAUUGUGUAAUUUUCUCUUUGAUGAGCUCCACUCUGCAAUAAAUGUCUUUCUCUUCCCAAAAGA
Peromyscus leucopus (white-footed mouse) is the source of this 874-nucleotide messenger RNA. It is a transcript of the gene Spp2, whose product is annotated as secreted phosphoprotein 2. Gene Ontology annotation, biological process: bone remodeling. The transcript has 8 exons. The record is from RefSeq and is a predicted model, not a curated record. Gene Ontology annotation, cellular component: extracellular region. Lineage: Eukaryota; Metazoa; Chordata; Mammalia; Rodentia; Cricetidae. Bases 137 to 748 code for a protein of 203 amino acids.